GCUUCAGGUGCCUGCCUGGCUGGGGGUGCCAUGGAGCCCGAGGCGGCAGUGAUGGCGGAGAAGGCAGCUCUGCGCACCCCCAAGUGCUCCCGCUGCCGGAACCAUGGCUUUGUGGUGCCAGUGAAGGGCCAUACGGGCCACUGCCGCUGGAAGCUCUGCCCCUGCGACAAGUGUGCGCUCAUCACAGAGCGCCAGAAGAUCAUGGCGGCUCAGAAGGCGAUGCAGGGGCAGGACCCGGAUGCCCCACCCAGGGAGAUGUCUCCGCCUGCGGCCUGCACCCCGGUUCAUGGUAAAGGUCGGAAGGUUCCUGCAGUUGGCCCCAACGCCUCUGAACACAGCAGCCACGUGGCCGGGUGUGAAGGAGCCAAGACCGCCCCAGCAGCCAGCAGCAGCAACAGAACCAGGACCCGCCGGGCACUACCUGCUCCCAGCUCCCCGCUCUUCGGGGACUUCGCCCGUCCUGCUUUGCCUCAAGAAUGUGUUGUCAGCCCGGAAUACCUGGAGAGAGAACCUCCCAAACUGUAUCCCGGGUACUCUGGUAUGUACUCAUACCACCCAUUCCCCAUGGGCUUUGCCAUCAAUCAGCCAAGCUGCAGGGGAGCUCCAGGGAUCCCCCUUCAAAGAGGUUUCAGACAUGUCCCUAGCAACCAUGGACCAGGGAGUGCUGCUCCUCUGUCAAUGCAAGAUGCAGGUGGAGAUUUCCAACAAGGUUACUACCCUACGCUUCCUCAGUUUAUACCUCCGGGCUUUCUGCCAGGGAUUCACUACAUUCCACCACCCCUUCCACUUCUGGCUGAAACACCCAAGGAAGCAUCUGCUGGCACCACUGAUAGCCGGGAUUCUGGGGUGAUUUGUGAAUGCAGCCAGCCAUCUCCUCAGGAGGAAACCAAUGGAGACCAUGCCACGUAUUCCAAACAUUAAAUGUAUGUACGUGUACUAGGGGACAGCUGCAGAGCAUGCAGCACUCUCUCUCAGAGAGAAUAUCAUUAGUUAAUUUUGGGCUAGAUUGACACUAGCCCUAAUGCAGCCACACAGGGCAGAAGAGGGGAGUAAGCCCCCUACGUCACUUCACAGUUGCAUUAGGGCUACUAGAAACACAGUUCUGGCUCCCUUACAGUGUACAGCCCCAGGGCUGCCAUUGCUUCACUGGCUCCUACCUUACCAACUGGCAAAGCUUUUCCAGGGCUACAGUAAAUUAUUCCCUUCUGGAACAAGUGGAGAUGAGGGGAGGAAUUGUGACUUCAAGGUACAGUUCCUUCCCUGAGGCUUGUCUACACUGUAGGUUAUGUCAGUAUUAACUUAUGGUGCUCAGGGGUGUGAAUAAGCCACUCCCCCGAGCAACGUAAAUAAUACCGAUGUAAGUGCCAGUGUGGACAGCGCUAUGUCGCAGGAGAACUUCUCCUGCCGACACAGCUUCUGCCACUCA
Messenger RNA from Trachemys scripta elegans, 1426 nucleotides. It is a transcript of the gene DMRTB1, whose product is annotated as DMRT like family B with proline rich C-terminal 1. Gene Ontology annotation, biological process: germ cell development; sex differentiation; regulation of transcription by RNA polymerase II. Gene Ontology annotation, molecular function: RNA polymerase II cis-regulatory region sequence-specific DNA binding; DNA-binding transcription factor activity, RNA polymerase II-specific. The record is from RefSeq and is a predicted model, not a curated record. The transcript has 4 exons. Gene Ontology annotation, cellular component: nucleus. The coding region runs from base 31 to 921 and encodes 296 amino acids. Lineage: Eukaryota; Metazoa; Chordata; Testudines; Emydidae.